GUAACAUAUCAUUUGAGUAGACCUGUAGUUUGCUAGAGAAAAUUAAGAUGGGCUCGAAGACGAAGAUACCGAUACUUGUCCCUGGCCUGUUGUUGGCCAUGCUCCUUUUGAUCUCCUCACAGGUGGCAGCCAGGGAUAUGAAAGAGGGUGAGGUUGUUAAAGAGAGAAAUAAAGUGGGUGAUUCGAAAGUGGAAGUUGGUGGUGGGGUUUACUUUGGUGGUAACAUCCCUGGCAUUGGUGGUAUCCCAGGCGUUAGUGGUGGUAACAUCCCUGGCAUUGGUGGUAUCCCAGGGAUUAAUGGUGGUAUUCCAAGUGUUAAUGGCGGUAUUCCAGGAGUUAAUGGUGGUAUUCCAGGCAUUAAUGGUGGUAUUCCAGGUGUUAAUGGCGGUAUUCCAGGAUUUAAUGGUGGUAUUCCAGGUGUUAAUGGCGGUAAUGUUCCAGGUGUUAAUGGCGGUAUUCCAGGAGUUAAUGGGGGUAUUCCAGGCAUUAAUGGUGGUAUUCCAGGUGUUAGUGGCGGUAUUCCAGGAGUUAAUGGUGGUAUUCCAGGCAUUAAUGGUGGUAUUCCAGGUGUUAAUGGCGGUAUUCCUGGAGUUAAUGGUGGUAUCCCAGGCAUUAAUGGUGGUAUUCCAGGCGUUAAUGGUAACAUCCCAAGUGGCGUUAUUGGUUGCAUCCCAGCUAGUGUUAUUAGUGGCAUCCCAGGCAUGAUUGGUUGCAUCCCAGGCAUCAUUCCAGGCCUUCCUGGUAAUGGUGGUUUUGGAGCAUUCCUGGUGGACGUGGAGGUUUUGGUGGUGGCAUUCCAGGCCAAGGACUAGGAAGAGAGUAUUGUCGUUCUGGCUGUUGUGUUUGGGCAUUAGGGGGAGCUUGCUUACGUUGCUGCACCACUAGAGCAUAAGACUAAGACCCACAAAUUAGAGUGUUGUUCUACGUACUUCAAAUAUUUCAUCAAUAAAAUUUCCUCUUGUGGAUACACAAUGUUGUUCGACCUUUCACACCACUAGAGAUAUUUCAUAAGUGGAAAUAGUGUUAAGUAAUAUAUACGUCGUACUGCAUGUGCCUGUGUCAUAAGUUUAAGGACUAACUGAAAUGUCUAAUGUACAAAUAGUUUGUCAUAAAUGAUGACUUGAACUUCUACCUCA
Cajanus cajan (pigeon pea) is the source of this 1136-nucleotide messenger RNA. RefSeq lists its product as uncharacterized. The record is from RefSeq and is a predicted model, not a curated record. Lineage: Eukaryota; Viridiplantae; Streptophyta; Magnoliopsida; Fabales; Fabaceae.